ACAUGGCCAAAUCUCUGCCAUUCACCUGAGGCUACAAUCCCAUCAACUGGCCUUAGGGAGAAAAGAGGUCCACAUUAGAAAACCUUAACUGGGGAAUAAGUGACCAUUUAAGGUCUGCAUCUGCAGAAUGGUUGUGGUGGUCCAUGAUGAUGCCAUGAUGCCCUCUCCUAUGCUUACCUAGCGAUCAUGGUUUUCGAAGAGCUUGUUACCUCUGCUGCAGGAAUGCAAACACAAGUGAUGUCUUCUUCUGGUGAUUACAGGUUUGAUGAAGUAACCCAGGAAUGAGAGAACUACUCUGGUGCAUUGGCAGCCAGCCAGCGUGGGGCUGUGCAUACCUGUCACCAUUUGCACAUAGAUCUCAAGUUGAAAAAUUGAAAGAAUAUGUUGUACUUAGAAGCAGUGAGGGUCUGAUGUACUCACUGCAUUAUCCCCAAAAGUAAAGGAGAAAUCACACUUGAAAUGAAAGAGACUACUGCAGAAGAAACUCACAAGCAAAGAUUCAUGAGUGCUGGUCUCUGUGACGUCAUUUGUAAAUUCUGUACUACACAUCAGAGAAUCUAUUCUGGAAAGAAGCCUUAUGAAUGUAAUCAAUGUGGAAAGGCUUUUACAUGGAUGGAGCAUCUUAUUUUACAUGACAAAAUCCAUACUGGAAAGAAACCUUACAAAUAUAAUCAAUGCGGAAAGGCUUUCAAAUACAGAAUCAGCUUUGCUGAACAUCAGAGAAUCUACAGUAGGAAGAAACUACUUGAAUGUAUUCAGUGGGGGAAAAUUUUUACAUGGAGUGGCAGUCUUAUUGUAUACCAGCGAAUGCGCACUGGAGAGAAACUUUAUGAAUGUCAUCAAUGUGGAAAGGCUUUCAGAGAGAGCUCCACUCUUGCUAAGCAUCAGAGAAUCCACAAUGGAGGGAAAUCUCAUGAAUGUAUGCAGUGUGGAAAGGUUUUCACAUGGAGUGGCAAUCUUAUUGUACAUCAGAGAAUCCACACUGGAGAAAAAACUCAUGAAUGUAAUCAGUGUGGAAAGGCUUUUAGAAACAGUUCCCAUCUUAUUAAACAUCUGAGAAUCCAUACUAGUGAGAAAACUUAUGAAUGUAAUUAAUGUAGUAAAGCCUUCAGCAAAAGUCCUUAUUUCCCAUCAGAGAAUUCAAAGGAGAUAGAAUUCUUACCACUGACAUGAAUGCAGAAAAGCAUUAAAAUGGAGUACAGAGUUUCUGAGAUAGUAGGAAAUUCACUCUGGGUAUAAGCCAUUUAUGGCCUCAAUGUGAGAAGGCCUUCAGCCAGAGAUCAGCUCUGACUUUACAUCAGAGGAUUCGUCUUGGAAAAAAGACUUAUGAAUGUGCUCCAAGGGGACAUGCUUCUCUCCAGAAGAUGGAGGUCACUGGUGAAAGGUUAAAUUUUGUGUCUUACAGAAUGGUGAAUUAAGGGAAAAUAAUUCAUACUGACUCACCAAGUGGCAAAGCUGAAGGAGGCAAUAGAAUUACUCAUGAUCUGCAGGAUUAUGUGAAAGAAGCCACCAGGAUGUUCUCACAAACAGAAUGUCUUCAGAAUAAUGAAAAGGACUUUUGUCAACAUUAUGUCAACUGGGGAAAAAUGAAACCUAUACAAUAGGAUUUCAAUAUUAGGAAUAAUAAUAGGAAUUCAAUACAAUUAUUGUUUGACUUUUAAGUCUUUGUUGAAGUCGGGCUCUGCUUCCAGAACGGAAGGCACACUGUCCCAAGUUUCA
Messenger RNA from Phascolarctos cinereus (koala), 1719 nucleotides. The record is from RefSeq and is a predicted model, not a curated record. Lineage: Eukaryota; Metazoa; Chordata; Mammalia; Diprotodontia; Phascolarctidae.